Chironomus riparius is the source of this 234-nucleotide messenger RNA. NCBI's taxonomy places the organism in Eukaryota, Metazoa, Arthropoda, Insecta, Diptera, Chironomidae. The record is from the annotation of a GenBank genome assembly.
AUGCAUUUUAUUACAAACCGCAGGACACCACAAAUAUUCGGGUUUCAAAUUCAGAUUUUGUCAUCAACAUUUUAUCGGAUACUGUGGAUAGGUGUUCCACAAAGAGAUAAAGCUGAUGAUCCCAGUUUUAAGCUGCCAGAUCCUGUUCGCACUGAUCGUUUAGUCAUGAUUCAUGAAUCUAGAACUAGUUCAUGCGAUGAUCAAAAGCAGUUAAAUUCCGCGAGUUCGCAUUAA